AUGGUGGUAGCGACCCAGAUGGGCGACGAUAUUACAUGGCUGGACGCAUUUCCAAAUUACACCAAGUCAGUAUAUGUGACCGACGAUCCGAAUGCAGACCUCGCAGUACCACAAAACAAGGGACGGGAGGGCAUGGCAUACUUGACCUACAUCAUUGAUAAUUACGACAAGCUUCCCAAGAUUACCAUUUUCUCCCAUUCCACCAGAUACCAAUGGCAUAAUGAUGAUCCGUUCUAUGAUGGCCAGGCGGUUCUUGCAAGGCUGAAUCUUCCUCACGUUCAGAGGGAAGGCUAUGUGAGCCUGCGAUGUGGCUGGAGUCUAGGCUGUCCUGCAGAGAUUCAUCCCUUAAGCGAGGCCAAUGCUACUGGGCCAGUAGCUGAUCCUGAGUCAAAGGAGGCUCGUGCCGGGUCUUUCUAUAAAGAAGCAUUCGAAGAGCUCUUUCCCCAUGAGCCGGUUCCCGAGGUGAUUGGAGCCCACUGUUGUGCGCAGUUCGCUGUGACUGCCGACAAGAUCCACGAGCGUCCAGUCACAGAUUAUAUUCGCUUCAGAGCCUGGUUGCUUCACACACCCCUCAAGGACUAUCUCAGUGGCCGGAUUCUUGAGUACUCAUGGCAUAUAAUAUUUCGCAAGCCUCCCGUGCAUUGUCCCAAUGCAGGUGACUGUUACUGCAAGCUAUUCGGCCUCUGUGGCUUGCAAUGCAAAUCAGCUGGCUCUUGCGACGCUGCAUACACCCUGCCUCAAUACUCCACGCUCCCCGAAGGAUGGCCAGACUAUGACUGGGAACAUCAAUGGCGGAAUGUGACGGAAUUGAGGCUGAAGUAUGAGUCAGAUAAUGGUGCUCCUCGUGCUAACAGAUGA
Messenger RNA from Sphaerulina musiva SO2202, 858 nucleotides. RefSeq lists its product as uncharacterized. Lineage: Eukaryota; Fungi; Ascomycota; Dothideomycetes; Mycosphaerellales; Mycosphaerellaceae. The transcript has 3 exons. The coding region runs from base 1 to 858 and encodes 285 amino acids. The record is from RefSeq and is a predicted model, not a curated record.